GAGAAAUCAUGUAUCGACAGCAUCCUCUUAUCUGCCUCGAUGACCGCGGUACGCCGCUCCGCCAUAUACAGGCAGUCGGAGUAAAUCAGACUAUUUCACAUAGAUUAUAAAUCUCUGCUGCAGCUUUGAGUGCUUCUUCUACAAAUUGAUCAAUUAAGACCGUUAUUUUGAAGCUGCAUAUAUUCAUUCCUCUUACAUGAGUUCCUACGAUGAAAUCAACGAAUCCCGGCCUUAGCUCCACAUUUGCGAAUAACGACGAGGAUGGCCGCACCAGCCAGUCUCGACGGACAGCCUGCGAUGUCUGUCGAGAACGAAAGGUGAGAUGUGACCGUAGCUAUCCACAAUGCGGCCGGUGUCUCCGUCUCCGACACAAAUGCCAUUACACACCCUCCACCAAGAGUAAUUCGAUUGAUGUACCGCAGGCAUUAAUGAAACUGGAUUCACGAAUCGCUCAAGCAGAAGCACGAUUAGCUCUUGGACAGAGUAGUAUGAUGGCCUACUCCAGCCCUUUUAUGGAUCCCGCCAGUUAUGCUUCCUUGAACUGGCUGGAUGCAAGCCAAGUCAUGGCCCAAUACCCAGAAAUAAGCUACGACGAAAUACCGGGCAUGAACGUCAGCCUCGAUCCGUCGUCUUUUGAGAGCAUAGAUGUCAGCUGUGAGAUGAUGAAGCAGACACUGGACCAGUUUCAAGUAGGAAGUGACCAUGACCGUGAUCAUGUCUUUCAUCCGGAUGCAAUCCCUUCUCCAGAUAUGGCCAUGUCCAGCCCAGAAAACAUUCAAUACGGUUCGCCAAAUGUGUCUUUAGUCAACCUGUUGUCUUGUCCGAUCCAUCCAGAGAGGCAUUUGCCUAUAGCAAGGGAAACUUUGAUUGGACCACACCGACAGUAUUUUGAAUGUUUACAUCCACUUCUACCAAUGAUUGAUCGUAGCCGCUCCAUUGCGGCUUUAGAGGAUGGCUCCAGCCAAUCUCCCGAGGUUAACAGCUUGAUAUAUGCAAUUGCUAUGGCUGGUGCUGGAAUUAACAAGGAAAGCGAUGAGCUUGUCUCCGCAUGCCACCACCACGCAAGACGAUGUUUGGAGGACGCUGAGCGGGAGUACCCGGGCGUCCGCUUUUUGAGUAUCCAUGCUCUGCAAGCGAUGCUCCUGAUUACCUACCAUGAAUUCAAAAAGCAGGACUUUUCGAGGGGUUGGAUGAGUCUCGGGCGUGCUUUGCGAUUGACCAGGCUGAUGGGCCUGCAUGAAAUGGAUAUGGAGGCAUCACCAAAUAACUCAACUACUGACCCGGCAUUACAACUCCCGCUCCAAAAAGCGACCACCCUGGCUGAAAUCGAAGAGAGAAGGCGAACCUUUUGGGUAGCAUAUAUACUGGAUACAUGGGCCUGCAGCCGCACCAAUUCAUCCAUCAGCUUUGGAAUAGAUGAUAUUUUUACUUCUCUUCCUUCUACCGCUACAUCCCCAGAAUUUCACACAGUGGAAAAAGUGAUACGCCUGAACGAGGCAGUGUGCUGCGGCGAUGAUAGGCCACUUCCCCCUGUGUCCGCGUUUGCUGGACUAGCUAUUGUAUGUGGGCUAGCAGCGAUAUGCAAUCGUCAUGGCAGGAUCUCGCAAAGACAACAAAAACAACAGCAUAGAAGAAGUUCAUCUGCAACAUCCAGCCCCUUGGAAAGCGAGGAAGGUGGGGGAUAUCCCUUUUGGGUGCAGCACUUCGCCAUUGACAAGAAGCUUCAAGUCGUUUCUCAUUGUCUUUUUCAGCAGCUCCAGGCGCGGCAACAGCAACAAUUGCAGUUAACCCACCAGCAACAACAACCGCAACAGAACAAUACUGUCGCACCAUGUGAUGCAUCGGUUUUGAUUGUAUACUUGAAUUUUUAUGCUGUCAGUAUAUACCUUCAUAAGAUUGCUGCCGAACGGUCUGUCAGCACCUCGGUGCCAGAUUCAUUGAGGGAAGAGACUGAUCGGCGGUGCGAGGCCGCUGCGGUACAAAUGGUUUCGGUUCUGCAUCGAAUGCACUCGAGAGAUACCUAUAAUAUGAAUAUCUUGAAACAAGCAAAUUCAUUCGUUCUUUGGUCCCUAACAUGUGCUGGACGAAUCUUGAGUCAGCUACUGGAUAGUAGUAUCCCAGGCAAAAAUCAACGACGUCUACAUGGUACCUUAGAAAUACUGUACGAGACUAUGAACGAAUUAGAUGACGACUCGGGAUCGUGGGAUGAGACAAUCACCAGUAUCGGAGAGCAGCUGCAACAGAUUUCAUUAUCUUGGAGAUCAACCCCACAAGCAUGUCACCACAAUGACUCCCAAUUUAUAUUAUGAUGUUCUCAACGUACAAGUUCAAUGCAUUCGAUUUUUGGUGAUAUACAUCUGUUGGUUUAGCCGGGUCCUGGAUCACGAAGUACAGGAUUGCGGCAAGAGCAGUCCAACUGCCCUACGUGGUGAGCCUGGUAAUAUUGAAGUUAUUCCUAAUAUUAUGACUGGUUCUCAAAAAAGAGAGGAGAAGGAUAAUGACAUGCAAGUAAAGGGGAUAUCCCCAGGUAGGUGAAACGGAAUAACUAAUACUCCGGUGCUGAUACUCAACACCUGGGAAUUCCCGUACACACAACAUCAUUAGUUUCAUUUGUUCAUUAAAUGGGCGCAAGAUAUUGGUACAUUUUGGAAUUCCAAAA
This is a messenger RNA of Talaromyces stipitatus ATCC 10500, 2659 nucleotides long. RefSeq lists its product as uncharacterized. The transcript has 6 exons. Gene Ontology annotation, biological process: regulation of DNA-templated transcription; DNA-templated transcription. Gene Ontology annotation, molecular function: DNA-binding transcription factor activity, RNA polymerase II-specific; DNA binding; zinc ion binding. Gene Ontology annotation, cellular component: nucleus. Bases 210 to 2309 code for a protein of 699 amino acids. The record is from RefSeq and is a predicted model, not a curated record. Lineage: Eukaryota; Fungi; Ascomycota; Eurotiomycetes; Eurotiales; Trichocomaceae.